AUGUCAACUAAUGAUUUCGUUCGGUCGCUCAGGAUGCUGUCCCGCAGCUCCGGCGGUCUUGUCUCUGCCCCGAAGCAAGUGACGCAACGAUGCCUCACACGAUCAAUGGCCACAGAAGCCCAGACUCCAUCCCCCGUGGUCCCUCAAACCGCCACCGAGGUUCAAACUGCCACCCGACCAGGUGGCCAGACCCCUGUUCAAGUCAUGACCUACUCAUGGCCCAACCUGGAACCCAAGGGCUUGAUUCACUAUUCAAAGAGACUUUUGAACAUGCCUGUUCGCCACGAUAUUCUCCACCGAGCAGUUAUCUACGAGGCCGACGGCACGCGACAGGGUACCGCCAGCACUAAGUGGAGGGACGACGUGCACGGUAGUCACCGGAAGAUGUACGCGCAGAAGGGUUCUGGUCGUGCGCGCGCAGGUGACAAGCAAUCACCAGUCCGACGAGGUGGUGGUGUUGCCCAUGGUCCCCAUCCUCGUGAUUUCUCGACCGACCUCCCACGCAAGAUCUAUGAUCAAGCCUGGCGUAUCGCCCUCAGCCACCGUCUUUCGCGCGGUGAACUGAUUGUCGUUGAGAAUGCCAUCCAGUCCCGCGGCGGAGCAACCCCCUUCUUCAUCGAAAACCUUCUUCGGGCCCAUGACUGGUAUGGCAAGGGUCGGUCGACAUUCAUUUCCCUACAGCCCAACGAAAAGUUCUCCGACGCCGUUGAGAAGUACCACAACCACGCGCGUCAUCUGAGCACCGAGGAUUUGGACGUGAAGGAUCUUUUGGAGACCAGCAGACUGGUCAUUGAGCGAGAUGCGCUGCACAAGAUCUUGCUUGCACACACGACUGAUCUGUCUCCAACCGACACUCUCUUCUCUCCCUCAACGCAGGGAUCAGUUAUUCACCAACUGAAGGCUAGCCGGUUGAGGGCUACCUGGGAGGCCUAA
Molecule: messenger RNA, 933 nt
Organism: Penicillium brevicompactum
Lineage: Eukaryota; Fungi; Ascomycota; Eurotiomycetes; Eurotiales; Aspergillaceae
Product: mitochondrial 54S ribosomal protein uL4m
Exons: 2
Coding region: 1-933 (310 amino acids)
Biological process (GO): translation
Cellular component (GO): ribosome
Molecular function (GO): structural constituent of ribosome
Source: RefSeq, a predicted model, not a curated record